This is a messenger RNA of Helobdella robusta, 2490 nucleotides long. RefSeq lists its product as hypothetical. The record is from RefSeq and is a predicted model, not a curated record. The transcript has 22 exons. Lineage: Eukaryota; Metazoa; Annelida; Clitellata; Rhynchobdellida; Glossiphoniidae. Gene Ontology annotation, biological process: regulation of GTPase activity; cell migration; intracellular signal transduction. Gene Ontology annotation, cellular component: cytoplasm. Gene Ontology annotation, molecular function: protein binding; guanyl-nucleotide exchange factor activity. The coding region runs from base 1 to 2490 and encodes 829 amino acids.
AUGUCAAUGGAAGACAUGAAACUUUGCAUUGACUGGCUGUUCCGGACCGACAUCAUAUCCGGGGACCAUAGAUUAGUUUCCAUAGAAGCAGCCGAACUUUUAGAUUUCGCGGAUUUGCUCAGAGAUGGUGUUCUUCUCUGUGAACUGGCAAACAAACUCAUGCCAAAAGCCAUUGAUCCAAAGGAUUAUUGUCACAAGCCACAAAUGUCCAAAUGUGCGUGUGUAAAGAACAUUAGAGCAUUCUUGCAUGCUUGCAGAAAUUCAUUUGCAAUAAGAGAGGCUGACCUUUUUGAUCCUAACGAUCUGUACGAUAUGAACCACAUACCCAAAGUUAUCCACACAUUAUCAUUGUUAUCCCAAUCUACCUGCUGCUAUGUCCUUGGCAUACAACCCUUUUAUGCCAGUUCCAAAAAGAGAGCCAUGUUAUCAGAUGUAACAUUGAAUAAUUUCAGACAUCAUCAUCCGAACAGCAACAUCAACAGCAACAUCAACAACAACGAUUUACAUUUCUCGUGUAAUAAGGAACGAAUUGAAGGGGACGUGUAUGGCAGACUGGUCGACUUCCAACCUGCUGCCAUUGACCCUUUGCCAUGUUCGAAACGGGAGCUUUGUAUAAGAGAGCUAGCAGUAACUGAAAGAAAUUUCAUAGAUGCGUUACAUAUGAUAAGAGAGUAUUUCAUGAAACCAUUAAAAGACAUAUUACAACCGCAUCAUUACAGAACCAUAUUUCUCUGUAUCGAACGCCUGCAUGCAAUCCACAGCGGUUUCCAAGCAGAUCUUUCCGUAGCUUGUGCUAACAGCUGUUCGACUGGCGGCUUUUUUCCGGCAGCUGCAGCCGCUGGUAGCUUAUUUACGACAGCUUCUUCAGCAUCUUCAGCAACAGCUUCUUCGACGUCCUCGCCAGUUACUGUUGCCGGUUCAGCAGUUGUAAAUAAUCAUUUGACAAUUCCUGAUUGCUUCAUUACGUGGAAAGAAAGUGAUCCAGAGGUGCAGAAGAAAGUUGAGGAGAGCCAGUUAGCAGCCAAUGAAGGUCGAUUUAAACUGAGGGAUUUGCUGUCACUACCAAUGCAGAGGAUUCUCAAGUACCAUCUGUUCCUCAAGGAGUUAAUAAAGAACACAGAACGAACGCACGUUGAGAGGAAGAGCCUAGAAAGAGCCCUGGAGGAAAUACAAGAUUUAUCAUUAUAUGUUAAUGAGGUGAAGAGAGAUAAUGAAGCCCUCCUCCUACUAGAGGAAAUUGAACAGAGGUAUGCAUUUUUGUUUGAUAAAGUACUUCUACUCUGCAAGCCUAAGGGCGAGAAUUAUUACAGCUUCAAAGACGCGUUUGCUGUUUCUUCUUUCAAGGUAGAAGAUGUGGCUUACAAAGAAAAAGAACGAAAUUUUGGUUUCACUUUCAUUCUUGGUGAGGCCAGCAGAGAAAAUGCAUACACUGUUGGCUGCAAGACUAUGGAACUUAGAAAUAAUUGGAUCAAAUCAAUUAGACUUGCUCAGUUCAGUGAGAAUUUCUCGCCACCAUUCGCCCACAGCCCUCUGCAUGAUUUUGAGAUGGCCACAUUCCAUGAAGCAACCAUUUGUGACGUCUGCCGGAAACUACUGAGGGGUGUCUUCUAUCAAGGCUACAGAUGUGCUAAGACAGGAAUGAUAGUUCAUAAAGAAUGCAUCGAAAAGGCCAAAGAUAUGAGUGGCCCUCCAAUUUUGCCACCGAAACCAGUAACUUUGAGAACGAAUUCCUCCACGAAUGCCAGCCAGAUUGAAAAACUCACGAAAGGUAAAGUGAAAGUGUUAUGCUCGUACUUCGGAAUUCCCAUGCCACCGAACGAGAAAAACCCGCUAAAAAUAGAAGCAGACAGCAUCAUCGAUCUAAUCAAUGACGAUGACGUCAAAUGGUGGAUGAAAAAGCUGACAUUUAUGACUCCGCCCCCAAUACCGCCAUCAUCAUCGGCUUCAUCUUCGUCGUCGUCAUCAUCACCAUCUACCGCAUCACCGAAUCCUAAGAGUAUUAAAUUUGCGCCUGGGUUCGCUAAUAAAAUGAACAAUGAUAAUAGUAACAGCAAUAAUAAUAAUAAUAAUAGUAAUAAUAAUAAUAAUAUUAGUAAUAAUAAUAAUAUUAGUAAUAAUAAAAGUGUCAACAAUGAUGAUGUGUGGUUGAUAAAUUUCGAGAACGAAAGUAGCAACUUCAGAGCCAGGCACAGCACCAUGUCAGCUCCAUACAGCAGACAGAAGGUAUAUAAUAAUAAUAAUAAUAAUAAUAAUAAUAAUAGUAGUAAUAAUAGUAAUAAUAGUAACGAUAAUAAUAGUAUAAAUGAUAAAGAUGGUUCGGUGGUAGCUAAAUCUCUGCCUCGAGGCAAAGACGUUAAAAGCUUUGCUGGCCACGGUACCUCCAGAUGUAACAGCGUUCCAUGCUCAAUAAUAACAGUAACAAUCAUAAGAAUAACAACGAUAAUAAUAAUAAUAUGUUUAAUAUGGAAUAUCAUAAUUUGCAUAAAAUGA